UUUUAAUACUUUCAACACUACUAUAUAACAAAUAAUUUGAGAAAGCAAGACAAUGUCAAUGUUUUUCUUGGUAACCUUACUCUCGAUCAUUUCAUUGUUAUCUGCUCGGGAAUGUUGGGAUGCCAAGGAUAGAGCAAACAAAGGAUCAGGAUACGAUGGGACUCAAUCUAGAACAAGAUUAGGUUACACAUGUCAGAAUUGGAAAUCAAAUGAAGUCCACAAAUCAAAAAUUAAGAAAACGUAUGGUAUCGGAGAUAACAACUAUUGUCGAAAUCCAGAGAGGAAGUACAGCGAUGUUUGGUGCUAUACAACAAACCCCAGUGUAAGAUAUGACUGGUGUGACGUACCCACUUGUUCGACAGAAGCUUGCGACUGUACCAAUGUCAAUGAAGAGGACUUCAAGGCAACCGACAUCAAGUACGAUAUUGAUAAUGGCAUCGUUUCCGCAGCUCGGCCUGAUGUUGUUCUCGAAAAGGACCUGAGAAAUGGAGGCAGCACAGAUUUGACAGUCCUGUAUGUGCGAACUGUUGAGGUUUCUGAAACGAUGGAGUUCUCUCGUACUACGGGUGCUUCAGUCACACUCGGCACAUCAUUCGAGAUUGGAGUUCCUGGGAUAGCAUCUGGUUCGAUUUCAUCUGAGAUAAGUGCAUCUAUGGAGUUCAGUGCAGGGGAGUCAAGUACUGUUACAAAGACGGUGAGCGUGGAGUUACCUUGCACCGCCCCACCCAACAAGAAGGCCGUGUGUAAAGCGGUGAUGACAAAGGACAGAGUUGAAGUUCCUUACGUGAUGACUUGGUCACACAAAAGACUGAACAGCUGCACUUGCAAAGAGGAGGGUGUGUUUAAAGAGGUGGUGGGGAAUAGAUAUGAUAUAGAGCAACAUGAGUGGGACUACGAUCAACCAAAUAUUGUCCAAGCCAAGCGUGAGGAAAUCUCCGGGGGAUUCGAAAAUUACAAACGUGAAUAAUAAAAGUACGGAUGACUGGAGCGUUUAAGGACAAGGAAUCAUGUAGAUUAGAAGAUUACAUUAUAUAUUAUUUUUAACUCAAACACAAAUGUGCGAUAUUGGAUAUCUUUAAAAUUUAAUUUCAUGUUUGAUUAAUUAUUCAUUCCUUGA
Bolinopsis microptera is the source of this 1117-nucleotide messenger RNA. RefSeq names its product natterin-4-like. Bases 53 to 967 code for a protein of 304 amino acids. The transcript has 9 exons. Lineage: Eukaryota; Metazoa; Ctenophora; Tentaculata; Lobata; Bolinopsidae. The record is from RefSeq and is a predicted model, not a curated record.